AUGGAUGGAGGAAGGUGGUGCAUAGCAGGCGGGCACUGGUUCUGCCACAUCCUCGCUGGACUGCAGGCAGAACACUGGCCACAUUGUCUGGUCCUGUUCCCUCCCUCCCUGGAGCCAGCCAGAAUCACCUCACCACUGCCCUGUCCACCAAGCCACAGAGAGCCUCAGUCGGACUCACUUUGCAGGGCCUAUUCACCAAGUCACAUUCACAACGGUUCACAUAGAAAUGUGUUUCAUAAACCAGACAUGACUUUCUAGCAGGUUGAAUGAAGAAUCAUGUCUGGUCUACGUAAUAUAUUUCUAACUGUAACAAUGAAUGAUGUGAACAUUUGAAUAAGCCCCUGGCGUUUGUGUAAUAGAGUCCGAUGGGUUGAUGUGAAUGACAAAGCCUUCUACAUAUGAUGUCUGUAUAUCCUGUUCAUCAUCAGUCUGUAUAUUCUGUUUAUUGUGGCAGCACCAUUUCACAAAGUCAAAUUCCUGUGUACAUGCAAAUAUUUUGGCGAAUAAAGGUGAUUCUGAUUCAUUCAAGCAAAGACAAAACCACAUAAUUAAGUCACCCAUAACAAAAGCUUUUCUCAUGAAUCUAGUCAGCUAGACACAGUUCAGGAGGCAUAGUCUGUAUCAAACCUGAACUAAAUUAAAUGGAUUAUGGUAUAUUUGACAAGAGAUACCUUAUUUGGACCAAUGGGAGAAAAGAAGUGAGAUGCAUAUGGACAAGAUAAUAUCACACAGGACCUUAGCAGGGCGGAUGGCUAUACACAAGGACUCAUGUCUUACCAUGUGCUACUGUGUUCUAUCUCCAACUGCCUCAGAGAAUGUUGCACAUUCUUUCUGCUUUUGUAGGAAGCCUAGUAAUUCAAAUGUAAAUGAGAAUGUUUGUGAGGGGUGGAUGAGUUUAGUAAAAUUCAGCAUCUUCUUAACCUGAAAAGUUGUACAAAAUAUACUUAUUAGAGCAGAAUGUGGGUUUGAAUCAUCUCUGAGUCAGUGGCCACGUUGAUGUCAUAACCUGUGAGACAUGGGACUGGGGAGGUGUCCAAAGGGUGGUGUCAUUAUAUGAAAACAUUUUUACUGAGAGCGGACAUCAAAAGCUGAUGAGUUUUGCUCACAUGGAAAAAUAGAUAUGUUUUUCAGUUCAGAUUAAAGAGAAAGAAUGUAAACUAGAACAUUAAUCGUCAGCUCAAGUAACUAAUUUCCUACCAUGUAAUCUGUUUUGAUUUCAGGAUCUAAACAGAUCCACCAAUGUAGUGUUCCAGGCCCACCAAGUGAGCCGGAGCAAGAGAGGCCAGGUGGUGGGCACCAGAGGAGGCUUCAGAGGCUGCACCGUCUGGCUCACAGGUAAACCGCUCAUCAUAGCCAAAACUCAAUGGAUUGUCACUAUUACAUGUUGCUAUUACAGUCAAGUGUUACUAGUGACUUUAGUAAUAAUUAUACUGUUGAGUAUUAGCUAAUCUCACCUGACAUUCUCCAUGUGUCCACCCCCAGGUUUGUCUGGCGCUGGGAAGACCACCAUAGCCUUUGCCCUGGAGGAGUACCUGGUGUCUUACGGCAUCCCCUGCUACUCACUGGACGGGGACAACAUCCGCCACGGCCUCAACAAGAACCUGGGCUUCACAGCCACCGACCGCGAGAAGAACAUCAGACGUAUCGCAGAGGUGGCCAAGCUGUUCGCAGACGCUGGCCUCGUCUGCAUCACCAGCUUCAUUUCUCCUUACACAAAGGUCAGGGGUCAUUCUGGGGAGUGUCUACCCAUUUCCGCUGGUAUUAGUGGUAUUGUGUUGUGUAGAGAGUGUUCUGGUGCAAAAUGGAUGCCGUAUAUCAAGUAUACUGUGUGUUACCAUUGAUAAAACAGCAUUCUGACAAUCCUGUUCCCCCUUCUCUUUUGUCUAAAGGAUUGUGAUCUUGUCAAUCCAAGAUGGCGUAGUAGUGCAGUUGUGUUUUUAUCGUCUGUAAAUACCCUAUUUUUCGUACAUAUUUCCCUAUCAGACUUUUCAUCCUUCUACAAGAUAUACUUUCCUGCAACCCGCCUCACUCAAUGUGGAACGGAUUCUAUUAUUGACUUACCUUUAUCUAGAAUCUAGAAUCUCCAGUUGAAACUAGCUAGCCAGCUAACUAGCUACUUGCUAUUUGCUAUUAGCCACAGCUAGCGGUGUUUCACCCAGAACAUUGGAUUUUUUUCUGCGGGAUUAAUUUUAAUCACUGGACAUUGAUCACCGGAUAUUCGGCCAGUCUGCACAGCGCGUUAUCGACCCAGAACAUAUCAGUUUUUUCCGCCGGAAUCACUGAAUCACUGGACCUUUAACUCCGGAUUCAUCGCUACCAGCUAGCUACCACCAGCCAGCUACAACAAAACGGACGCUGUGGUCUGGGUAAUCAUCCUGAGCUAGGCCCAUCGCCCAUCUCCCGGCUAUCUACCUCUCUGUCAACCGGACGGGACCACCUAGUGUUGACACGGAGCCCCGCCGAUCCUACACGACUGGUCUGCCGACGAAAUCGUCUGAUGUGGUUACGACGUUAACCACGAAGAUUCCAUCCAUCUGCUAGCCCUGGCCCGCUAGCACACGCUAGCCGUGGCCUCUUACUAGUGCUUCACCACCGGACCUUAUGAUAACUCAGCUAUACAGCUGAUAUCUGCUGGACUGUUCCUUUUUACGGUACUACAUCCUGUUUAUGUUUAGCCUCAGCCCAAACAUGGUUAGUUUAUUGUUGUUUCGGUUAUUUCUAAUUGUACUAUAUCACUGUAGACCCCCCAGCCUAGCUAAACCUGCCUUAGAUAGCUCCUUUGCCCCUCCCCCUAUACACGCGGAGACCGACUCAAUUGAUGCCUCCAGCGAUGCUAUCUCUUUCAUUGUUACCCAACGCUUAGGUUUACCUCCACUUUACUCAUAUCCUUCCAUAUCCUUGUCUGUACAUAAUGCCCUGAAUCUUUUCUAUAACACCCGGAAAUCUGCCCCCUUUAUUCUAUGUACCCAACGCACUAGAAGACCAGUUCUUAAAGCCUUUAGCCGUAUCCUUAUUCUAGUCCUCCUCUGUUCCUCUGGUGAUGUAGAGGCUAACCCAGGCCCUGCAGCCCUCAGUAUGACUCCUACUCCCCAGGCGCUAUCAUUUGAUGACUUCUGUAAUCGCAAAAGUCUUGGUUUCUUGCACAUAAAUAUCAGAAGUCUACUUCCCAAGUUUGAGUUAUUCACUGUGUUAGCACACUCUGCCAACCCUGAUGUUCUAGCAGUGUCUGAAUCCUGGCUCAGGAAGGCCACCAAAAAUUCUGAAAUUUCCAUCCCCAACUAUAACAUUUUCCGUCUAGAUAGAACUGCCAAAGGGGGUGGAGUUGCAAUCUACUGUACAGAUAGCCUGCAGAGCUCUAUCAUACUAUCCAGGUCUGUGCCCAAACAGUUUGAGCUUCUACUUCUAAAAAUCCACCUUUCCAGAAAUAAGUCUCUCACUGUUGCCGCUUGCUACAGACCCCCCUCAGCCCCCAGCUGUGCCCUGGACACCAUAUGUGAAUUGAUUGCCCCCCAUUUAUCCUCAGAGUUUGUACUGCUUGGUGACCUAAAUUGGGAUAUGCUUAAUACCCCAGCCAUCCUACAAUCCAAGCUAGAUGCCCUCAACCUCACGCAAAUUAUCAACGAACCUACCAGGUACAACCCUAAAUCCGUAAACAUGGGUACCCUCAUAGAUAUCAUCCUGACUAACAUACCCUCUAAAUACACCUCAGCUGUCUUCAACCAGGAUCUCAGCGAUCACUGCCUUAUUGCCUGCGUCCGUAACGGGUCCGCGGUCAAACGACCACCCCUCAUCACUGUCAAACGCUCCCUAAAACACUUUAGCGAGGAGGCCUCCCUAAUUGACCUGGCCCAGGUAUCCUGGAUGGAUAUAGAUCUCAUUCCGUCAGUAGAAGAUGCCUGGUUGUUCCUUAAAAGUAAUUUCCUCUCGAUCUUAAAUAAACAUGCCCCAUUCAAAAAAUACAGAACUAAGAACCGAUAUAGCCCCUGGUUCUCCUCAGACUUGACUGCCCUUGACCAGCACAAAAACAUCCUGUGGCGUACAGCAUUAGCAUCAAAUAGCCCCCGCGAUAUGCAACUUUUCAGGGAAGUUAGGAACCAAUAUACACAAGCAGUCAGGAAAGCAAAGGCUAACUUUUUCAAACAGAAAUUUGCAUCCUGUAGCACUAACUCCAAAAAGUUUUGGGACACUGUAAAGUCCAUGGAGAAUAAGAGCACUUCCUCCCAGCUGCCCACUGCACUGAGGCUAGGAAACACUAUCACCACCGAUAAAUCUACAAUAAUCGAGAAUUUCAACAAGCAUUUUGCUACAGCUGGCCAUGCUUUCCAUCUGGCUACCACUAACCCGGCCACCAACUCUGCACCCUCUGCUGCAACUUGCCCAUGCCCCCCCCCGCUUCUCCUUCACACAAAUUCAGACAGCUGAUGUUUUGAAAGCGCUGCAAAAUCUGGACCCCUACAAAUCAGCUGGGCUAGACAAUCUGGACCCUUUCUUUCUAAAACUAGCCGCCCGAAAUUGUCGCUACCCCUAUUACUAGUCUGUUCAACCUCUCUUUCAUAACGUCUGAGAUCCCCAGAGAUUGGAAAGCUGCCGCGGUCAUCCCCCUCUUCAAAGGGGGUGACACUCUAGAUCCAAAUUGCUACAGACCUAUAUCCAUCCUGCCCUGCCUUUCGAAAGUAUUCGAAAGCCAAGGUUAACAAACAGAUCAUCGACCAUUUCGAAUACCACCGUACCUUCUCCGCUAUGCAAUCCGGUUUCCGAGCUGGUCACGGGUGCACUUCAGCCACGCUCAAGGUCCUAAACGAUAUUAUAACCGCGAUUGAUAAUAGACAGUACUGUGCAGCCGUCUUCAUCGACCUGGCCAAGGCUUUCGACUCUGUCAACCACCGCAUUCUUAUUGGCAGACUAAAUAGCCUUGGUUUCUCAAAUGACUGCCUCACCUGGUUCACCAACUACUUCUCAGAUAGAGUUCAGUGUGUCAAAUCGGAGGGCCUGUUGUCUGGACCUAUGGCAGUCUCUAUGGGGGUGCCACAGGGUUCAAUUCUUGGGCCGACACUUUUCUCCGUGUAUAUCAAUGAUGUCGCUCUUGCUGCUGGUGACUCUCAGAUCCACCUCUACGCAGACGACACCAUUUUGUAUACAUCUGGCCCUUCAUUGGACACUGUGUUAACAAACCUCCAAACGAGCUUCAAUGCCAUACAACAAUCCUUCAGUAGCCUCCAACUGCUCUUAAACACUAGUAAAACUAAAUGCAUGCUUUUCAAUCUAACGCUGCUGGCACCCGCCCACCCGACUAGAAUCACCACUCUCGACGGGUCUGACCUAGAGUAUGUGGACAACUACAAAUACCUAGGUGUCUGGUUAGACUGUAAACUCAACUUCCAGACUCACAUAAAGAAUAUCCAAUCCAAAGUUAAAUCUAGAAUCGGCUUCCUAUUUCGCAACAAAGCCUCCUUCACUCAUGCUGCCAAACAUGCCCUCGUAAAACUGACUAUCCUACCGAUCCUUGACUUCGGCGAUGUCAUUUACAAAAUAGCCUCCAACACUCUACUCAGCAAAUUGGAUGUAGUCUAUCACAGUGCCAUCCGUUUUGUCUCCAAAGCCCCAUACACUACCCACCACUGUGACCUGUACGCUCUUGUUGGCUGGUCCUCACUACAUGUUCGUCGUCAAAACCCACUGGCUCCAGGCCAUCUAUAAAUCACUGCUAGGCAAAUCCCCGCCUUAUCUUAGCUCAUUGGUCACCAUAGCAGCACCCACCCGUAGUCUGCGCUCCAGCAGGUAUAUCUCACUGGUCAUUUCCAAAGCCAACACCUCCUUUGGCCGCCAUUCCUUCCAGUUCUCUGCUGCCAAUGACUGGAACGAAUUGCAAAAAUCUCUGAAGCUGGAGACUCUUAUCUCCCUCAAUAACUUUAAGCAUCAGUUGUCAGAGCACCUUACCGAUCACUGCACCUGUACACAGCCCAUCUGAAAUUAGCCCACCCAACUACCUCAUCCCUAUAUUGUUAUUUAUUUUGCUCUUUUGCACCCCAGUAUCUCUAUUUGCACAUAAUCUCUUGCACAUCUAGCAUUCCAGUGUUAAUACUAUUGUAAUUAUUCUGCACUAUAGCCUAUUUAUUGCCUUACCUCCAUAACUUGCUACAUUUGCACACACACUAUAUAUAUUUUCUGUUGUAUUUCUGACUUUAUGUUUUUUACCCCAUAUGUAACUCUGUGUUGUUUUUUAUUGCACUACUUUGCUUGAUCUUGGCCAGGUCGCAGUUGUAAAUGAGAACCUGUUCUCAACUGGCUUACCUGGUUAAAUAAAGGUGAAAUAAAAAUUAAAAAAAAUCCUUGAGAGGGCUGGUUUACCCUUCUUUGAGGUGUUCAUCAACGCUCCUCUGGAUGUGUGUGAGAGUCGCGAUGUGAAGGGCCUCUACAAGAAAGCCUGUGCUGGAGAGAUCAAUGGUACAAACAACUUUUGGUCCAUUGUUUACAUUUUGGUAUCCAGACAUCGAAAUGUAACUUCUUAUUGUAAGGUUCCUUUCUAUCUGAAAGAGUCAAUCUUACAUCCUUUUUGGAAAGGAAUUCUAAUGGAUAAACCUGUGUUCUCAGGCUUCACUGGGAUCGACGCAGAGUACCAGUGGCCCGACGUUCCAGAGUUGGUACUGAAAAACAGGAGAGAUCACAGUAAACGAGUGCAUCCGGCAGGUGGUGGACCUGCUUAAAGAGCAGGUGAACAUGACAGACUGCUUACCUAUUAUCCCAGCUCAUCUAGCGCUAAACUACAAAAAGUAAAGAGUGGGAAAUGGAAUUGACCACAAACCUAGCUUAUAAAAUAUCAAGACAAAACAAAACAAAACAGAACUUAUCAAAAGAUGCUGAACAAAACUACCAAAGUUAUAACUGCAAGUGCAUACGCUCUUAGAAAAGAAGGUUCCAAUAGGGUUCUUCAGCUGUCCUCAUAGAACGUGUUUUGGUUCAAGGUAGAACCCAAAAGGGUUCUACCUGGAACCAAAAAGGGUUCUUCAGUGGGUUAUCCUAUGUGGACAGCCAAAGAACCCUUUUAGGUUCUAGAUAGCACCUUUUUUUCUAAGAGAGUACAAACCACUUGGGAUCUAUGUUAUCCUCACUUGACAUUGUCCUCUCUCUCUGUAACUGUUCAGAGUAUUGUUCCAAGUGGAAUCACGGAGGAGGUGAAUGAACUCUUUGUUCCGGAGAACAAGCUGAAGCUGGCUCAGGCUGACUCUAGCACACUUUCCACCAUCAGAAUCACCAAGGUAACACACCUCUCCACUACCAAUCGGCCCAAAUGGCCAUGGCUCAAUAUUUGACUGGAUGGCAGACUGUGCUCAUGAUUGCCUCUUAAUCUCUCUCUUCUGGAUUGUACUAUAUGUUCUAAUAGACUGGGCUGAUUGCCCUAGGUUUGAAAAUCAAGUCAUGUCAAACAUAGUAGGAGCUACAGUAUAUCACAUUAAAUUAGUUAGAUGAAAAGUCUUACGCUGCACUAUCUCGGUUUCCAUCACAAACUGUUUCUCAUUCAGCAUGGUUUCCUGUGGACUCUGUCACCCCUGAUAGCUGUCAAUAUUUCUUACAUACAGUAUCAGCUGUUAAGGGAUAUUUUUAACGGUCAGGUAAAUUGAAUCCUAACCUGUUUGAUGUAUAUUCUCACCUGUCUGUCCUGUUCAGUUGGACCUCCAGUGGAUGCAGGUGCUGGCCGAGGGCUGGGCCACACCACUGAUGGGCUUCAUGAGGGAGAGGGAGUUCCUCCAGGUGCAGCAUUUCGGCAACCUCCUUGAUAGCAAGAACCACACACACACCCUUAUAAUACAUCAUAACAUUACUCAGUCAAUUCUUACUCUCCCCUCUAUUCAUAAUGGAGCAAAUGACAGUAGAUGGAUAUGAUAUAUGGUUGUCUCUAAUUGUUUUCCUGACCAUGUGACUAUAGCCAAUAACCAGGGCCCUGAGUUUUUGCUUGGUAAGUUCACAUGGUCAGCACAAACUCAUGGCCCUAGUCAUCACACACGUAUCUUUCCCUGGUUCAGAUGGCACCAUCAACCAGUCCAUUCCAAUCGUCCUGCCUGUUACCACGGAGACCAAGCAGCGACUGGACGGUUGUGUGGCAGUAGCUCUGGAGUUCCAGGGAACCCGCGUGGCCAUUCUGAGACAGCCAGAGUUCUAUGAACAUCGCAAGGAGGAGCGCUGUGCCCGUCAGUGGGGCACCACCUGCCCCCAGCACCCCUACAUUAAGGUUGUCACCAACCACACACUUCCAUGCAUUGUUUUUUAGCAAACAUAGAUGUCCUUUGAUGUGAUAAAGCUACACUCUGUGCACAUUCUUGUGCAUACGAAUUCCAAGCUAUAAUGGAGUUGAAUGAAGUUGCACUUGAACUUUAACUUGAACUUGAAUGUGCAUGUGACAUGCUAUCCAUAUCCAUCGUGAAAUAUAUUGAUAUUAUCAGUGUUUUGCAUUAGCGCUGGCUGUUGGCUAAUCAGCCGGUUACAGACUCAUUUUCAGCUGGCAACUUUUUCCACUUCAUAUUAAAACUAGGCUACUUUUCAUUUCUACGUUUCAAUUCACUAGUCCGUCGAGCCAUCUCCCGCUAGAAUGAAUGAUUUUCAUCUUCUAGCGAUCUAUUGAUAGGAUAGGUGCCUGUCAGUCACAAAGCGAGUGAUGACAGGGAAACACAGUCUGCUUUCUGUCUCACCUCCCGGUACACUUUGUGUGCUGUGGUUGAUUGCAGUCGAAUUUCUUUACACAGAGGGAGAGAGCAUGAUGCUUGUGAAUUUGCACGUCCCAUGUAAUGUAGGUGGUAACGAUGAGUCGAAAUCCACGACUUAGACUAAUUAUUGUUUUCUGGCACAUUAUUUUAUUUUAUUUUGCAUGUUUCACAUAGCCAGCCACACAGAGUCGUGGCGCAUAGUAGGCUAUUUACUGUGCUGUGAUUGACAACUGAAGAGCAAGUGUGACUAGUUUAUAAAAGGAGUCAAACUGAUCUCCUAUAUCCCUUUGCCGUUCAUAAAUCAUGCAACGUGGUAUAUGUCCAUGGUAUCGCAUCAGGACAAUUAAACCAAAGGAUUUCCUAGGUUCCUUUCCUAGGAUGUAGGGGCUUGCCAGACAAUGACGCUAAAGUGAGUGACUCUCGUCUCGUCAGUCAGUGUAGCCUACCGAUCCGCAUUGGUGAGAGAGCUGUUCGUUUGGCUCUCUAAUUUUGGUAGGCUUUUUGGCGAUUAUCUGCAGAUAAAUUAUUAAAAAACAUUCUAUGAAGAUGGUGAAUCAUCACUGCAGGAAUAGGUAGUGGAGAGCCUCAUUCUAGUCCAAAUAUGAUAAUUAGGGCCCUCACGGAAUCGAGGCAUUAAAAUGGAAUUCAACAAUAUUAAGAACUUUAUUGACCUUAGUAGGAAUCCAUUCAAUGUAUUGAAAAUUAAUUAAUUUGCCGAAGUUUAUUAUAAGACAUGAACAGAAUGCAUAAGUGAUUUGUGUUUCUUGCAACUUUGAAGAAGAGGCAAAGAUAAUGCCCCUGUCUGUGUGUGUGCGGUGCGUGUGUCUACCACUUUUUGUGUAGCCGUUAGCGAUGAUGCUAAUGAAAACAGUUUUCUGGUAGAUGGAAGGCUUCUCAAUUGUUAACUACAAAUUAGCUUUUAUUACCUGGCAGAAUGAUAUCAUGACUUUUUUCAUAAAUCCAGUGGGUAUUUGUUUUGCAAAACUCUACAUCACAUGUGCGCUACAAAAACACAGCUAAACACUGCCUCUUAGUAGGUGCUCCGUUGAAUUAAAGUUAAUGAAAGUGGUCUAUUGAUGUGGUUUAAGCAUUGUAGUGAACAUCCAAUGUUGUUGUUUUUCUACUCAAAAGGUGUGAUUUUGAGAACGAAAACCUGAAAAACAAUUGGAAAAAACAGAAACCUGAAAAAAACAAAACCUUUAAUUUAUUUUUAAAGAUAAUGUAGGCUAUUUACUUAAUUGUUCUGUUUUAAUAAAAUGCCUAAUUUGAAGAACAAACAUCAAAUAGGACUUUAAUCUAAAGAGAAGACAGGUGAAAUGUAAUACAAAUCUUUCAUAUUCUCUUACAUAGAAAAUAGACCGGAAUUUUUCAGUAAUUUAAAUUGUAAAGUUAUAUCUUUCUACACAAUACCACGACAAAUGUUUCCAAUCUGGGAGAUAAACUCGAUAAAGUAAACAAUAAUUUCACUGUGUAUUUCAUAUGGAAUCAAGGCAUUAGAAUGUACCAGAAGCCACCAAAAUAGCACUCCUUCUGCAAAAAAAAAUUGAACCCAGGGGGGCAAGAUCCCCCAGGGGCCUGGCUGGCUACUUUUUCUAUUUAGCUGGCUACUCAAUGUAGUUGUGGAAAACACUGUAUUAUGUCAUUCAUAUCUCUACAACAUCCACCACCUUUUACAGAUGGUGAUGGAGGGUGGUGAUUGGCUGGUGGGUGGUGACCUGGAGGUGCUGGAGCGAAUCAGAUGGAACGAUGGGCUGGACUAGUACCGCUUUACUCCACGGGAGCUCAAGCAGAAGUUUAAAUAAAUGAAAGCAGGUUAGAAGAGUUCCUCUAAAAAACAGGACAAGGAUACAAAAUCUACAUUUGAUUAAAUAUUAUGUCUAAAUAAAUGAAGGUUUAUGUCUAGCUACAGAAACUUUUAUAAUUUGUUCAGAAGCACUUGACAAAGACCAGAUGCAAAAAGUAGCAUGAUAAAUUACAUGCCACAGGCACCUUAAUUGGGGAGGACGGGCUUGUGGUAAUAGCUGGAGUGGAAUAGUGUCAAAUACAUCAAAGACAUGGUCUCCAUUCCAUUUGCUUCGUUCCGGACAUUAUUAUGAGCCAUCCUCCUCUCAGCACCUCCACUGUUACAUGCGCAUGGUUUAAUUUAUUGUUUGCACUAGAUGGAGACAUAAUCCUCUAUGUGAGACGUUAAAGACUGUAUAGUCAUGAGUGAACUGUUGUGCGCACAUUUCCACCCUAUGAUAUCUGCACUCACACUGUGUUGACUAUUUUUGACCUGCGUUCAUUCAUUUAUCCACAAGUUAUGUGCAUACAAGUUAUGUGCAUACCAAAAUGCAUACAAAGCUCCAGCAUGACUUCACUUGUACAUUUACACAAUGAGACCACAGUAUGCAAAUGAUGAACAGAAUGCAAAUUAUGUUUGAUUUGUCCUCUUUUUAUCAACCACUUACCAACAAUUAGUAUGAAAGUCCUCACUGAAGUUAUGCCACGUUCAAAACAACUGGGAACUCUGAAUUCUCCGACUUCCGACUUCAGUGUGUUCAAGACAACUAGGAGCUCGGGGGGGGGGGGGGGAAACAAGCUCCGACUGGGAAAAUCAAGUCGGAAACUCUGGCAUCUUUCUCCAACUUCCCGACCUGAAAAUCACUGAUGUCAUGAUUUGACCUAAUUUUUCAUUUGUGUUCCCAGUUGUCUUGAAAGCACCAAUAAUUCCUUAUCUUUCUCCUAUUCUCCAUGACCAUCAGAUGCCAUCUUCGCCUUCCAACUGCGGAACCCGGUCCACAACGGCCACGCCCUGUUGAUGCAGGACACCAAGCAACGUCUCUUGGAGAAGGGGUUACAAGCGACCUGUCCUCUUGCUGCACCCGCUCGGGGGCUGGACCAAAGACGACGACGUGCCUCUGGACUGGCGCAUAAAACAGCACGCUGCAGUACUGGAGGAGGGGGUACUGGACCCCACCAGCACCAUAGUGGCUAUUUUCCCCUCCCCCAUGAUGUAUGCUGGACCCACUGAAGUACGAGUCAACACAGCCAUCAACACAUUCAUAGGUUUUGUGUGUUGUAUGUUUAGCCAGGGAUAUUAUUCAGUAUUUAGUCAGUUACAGUAAGUAAACCCCCCUUUGGCUAGGCAGGUGAUGUCCCUGUAGGGCUGGAAAAUCCUACAGUGUUAGCCCAGCACUAAGGUUAACAAGUUUAAGACCAUAAUGUGUGUGCUUACUGUAUGUGUGAGCAUACAUUUGUUUUUCUGUCAGGUCCAGUGGCACUGCAGGGCCAGGAUGAUCGCCGGAGCUAACUUCUACAUUGUGGGUCGUGACCCAGGGGGCAUGCCCCACCCAGAGACCAAGCAGGACAUUUAUGAGCCCAGCCAUGGGGGUAAGGUCCUCACCAUGGCCCCCGGCCUGACCUCUGUAGAGAUCAUCCCCUUCAGAGUGGCCGCCUACAACAAGACCAAGAGGGUCAUGGAUUUAUACGACGAGGACCGGUGAGCAGAUGUUAAACAUUGAUUAUGGCUUUUGUAAUGCAUAUUUACAGAUUAUUUUAUACAGAGCCUGUGGUGGGAAAUGUGUGUCAAAGAAUCUUCAAAAGCGGGCACCCCUGAUCAUUUUCCUUCUGUCUCUCUCUUUAUUUCUCAUCUCCAUCCAUCUCUCUUUCCCUCCUCUGCCUUUCCCAGACACGCUGAGUUUGAGUUCAUCUCAGAUACCAGGAUGAGAAAGCUGGCACGGAGUGGGGAGAACCCCCCAGAUGGCUUCAUGGCCACAAAGGCCUGGAAGGUCCUGAUGGAGUACUACAGCUCUCUACAGAGGGACCAGUAACCCAAAAUACCAGAGCUCUUAGAAGGGCCACAAUUUUAGUCCCUGAGGAAUGUUCUAGUUUGAUGUUAUCUGCAAGUCAUACACUUAGUGUACAAAACAUUAGGAACACCUUCCUAAUAUUGAGUUGCACACUCUUUUGCCCUCAGAACAGCCUCAAUUCGUCGGGGCAUGGACUCUACAAGGUGUCGAAAGCGUUCCACAGGGAUGCUGGCCCAUGUUGACUCCAAUGCUUCCCACUGUUGUGUCAAGUUGGCUGGAUAUCCUUUGGGUGGUUAACCAUUCUUCAUACACAAAGGAAACUGUUGAGUGUGAAAAACCCAGCAGCGUUGCAGUUCUUAACACAUUUAAACUGGUGUGCCUGGCACCUACUACCAUACCCAGUUCAAAGGCACUUAAAUAUUUAGUCUUGCCCAUUCACCCUCUGAAUGGCACACAUACACAAUCCAUGGCUUAAAAAUCCUUCUUUAACCUGUCUCCUCCCCUUCAUCUACACUGAUUUAAGUGGAUUUAACAAGUGACAUCAAUAAGGGAUCAUAGGUUUCACCCGGAUUCACCUGGUCAGACUAUGUCAUUAAAAGAGCAGGUGAUCUUGAUGUUUUGUACACUCAGUGUAGGUUUCAUUUCAUUAUCAUGGUAGAUGAUUCAGUGAGUAAGUAGUCCAAUAAUGACUGAAAUCACACCAAGCAGUCCUGGAGGAUUGGAGCUGUGUGCCCAUCUUCAUUGAAGGAAAACCAUGUGAUGUUGUAGGAGCCAGUGGUUGGGUUUAAGCAGUGAAAUCAUUCCUAUGUGUGUCUAUCUGUAAAUCCAUAUAUAUACAGUGAGGGAAAAAAGUAUUUGAUCCCCUGCUGAUUUUGUACGUUUGCCCACUGACAAAGACAUGAUCAGUCUAUAAUUUUAAUGG
Coregonus sp. 'balchen' is the source of this 13412-nucleotide messenger RNA. The record is from the annotation of a GenBank genome assembly. NCBI's taxonomy places the organism in Eukaryota, Metazoa, Chordata, Actinopteri, Salmoniformes, Salmonidae.